This is a messenger RNA of Protobothrops mucrosquamatus (brown spotted pit viper), 2622 nucleotides long. Its product is annotated as vomeronasal type-2 receptor 26-like. NCBI's taxonomy places the organism in Eukaryota, Metazoa, Chordata, Lepidosauria, Squamata, Viperidae. The record is from RefSeq and is a predicted model, not a curated record. The transcript is spliced from 6 exons. Gene Ontology annotation, biological process: G protein-coupled receptor signaling pathway. Bases 1 to 2622 code for a protein of 873 amino acids. Gene Ontology annotation, molecular function: G protein-coupled receptor activity. Gene Ontology annotation, cellular component: membrane.
AUGACCAUGAUAAUUUUCCUCUUGCUUUUAUCUCUUAUGGUUUCGAAAAGUGACAUGAGAAACUGCAUUAUUGGUGAUCCCCGUCCUAUUUCUCACAACUAUUUCCAAUCUGGUGAUCUCAUCAUUGGUGGCAUUACUUCUCUUAUGUUCAUUCCUAUAGAACUUGAAAACUUCAUGGAAGAUCCCUAUCUUUCAUUUUUUGAUGAAGUCAUAGUCCAGACUAAAUUUUAUCAGCAUAUUUUGGCUUUGAUAUUUGCUGUAAAAGAGAUCAAUGAAAACCCUCAGAUUUUGCCCAAUGUUACUUUGGGCAUCAAUAUUUUUGACAGCUAUGGUAGAAAAUGGAUUUAUCAUGCCACAAUGGAACUAUUUUCACCUCUGAAGAGAAUGAUCCCCAAUUAUAAGUGUGGCAUCCAGAACAACUUGGUCUCAGUCAUUGGUGCUAUUUAUCCUGAAAUCUCCAUUGACAUGGCAGAUAUCUUGAGGAUCUACAAACUUCCACAAUUUAUAUAUGGAUCCCACCCAGAGGUGCCGGAUCAAAGCAAAUCUUUUUCCUUCUACCAUAUGGUCCCACAUGAAAGUAUGGUAUAUGAAGGACUUCUUCAGCUGCUUGUGCAUUUCAAAUGGAUCUGGGUUGGGAUCUUUGUGAGGGAUGAUGAUGAUGAAAGAUUUGUGAGGAUGAUCCUUUCAUCAUUUCCUCUUCAUGGUAUUUGCAUUGCCUUUCUAAAAAUAAUUAAACAAUUACACAUGAAAAACAUAUUCAUGGACCUGGAGUGGCUAGUGGAUACAUUUUAUCUCACUAUGAAAAGUAAAGCCAAUGCAGUAAUAGUCUAUGAAACAACCCUUCUGCAUCUGAGAUUGUUGCUAAAUCUUCCUAAAAUUGAAUCACUGUCUAUGGAACCGAAAGGUAAAGUAUGGGUCAUUCCCUCCCAAAUGGAUCUUGCAACAGUGAUUUACCAAAGGACCUGGGAUAUUCAAGAUAUCUUUGGUGCCCUUUCCUUUUCAGUUUACUCCAAUGAAAUUCCAGGAUUUCAGAAAUUUGUUCAGGGAAGAGACCCUUUCUUAUCAAAAGAAGAUGGCUUUAUCAAAGAUGUGUGGGUACAUGCAUUUUACUGUUCCUUUCCCAGUCCCUCAAUGAAUGAGAAAGAUAGUAACAUUUGUACUCUGAAGGAGAAAUUGGAGGACCUUCCUGGGGCUCUUUUUGAAAUGAGCAUGACUGGUCAUAGUUACAAUAUAUAUAAUGCAGUUUAUAUUGUAGCUCAAGCUUUACAUGAUAUGCAGAUUGAACAAAAAUCCAAUGGAAUGCUGAAUGGAAGGAAACAGAAUAUUCAAAAGCAACAGCCAUGGCAGUGGAUCUUCAUUGAUAUUAAGCUCCACCAAUUCCUGAAGAGAGUCUCAUUUAAUAACAGUGCUGGGGAUAGGAUUCUGUUCAAUCAGAGGAGGGAAUUGAUAGUUGGAUUUGAUAUUAUAAACUGGGUCACAUUCCCAAAUCAAUCUUUCAAUCGAGUAAAAGUGGGGAAGCUGGAUCCCUGGGUUGAAGAGGAAAAAUUCACCAUUCGUGAUGAAGCCAUUACUUGGCACAGCAGUUUCAACCAAAUCCUACCUGUUUCGGUAUGUACUGAGAGCUGUUUUCCAGGUUAUUUCAAACAAAAGCAAGAGUGGAAGCCAUUUUGCUGCUAUGAUUGUUUUCCAUGUCCUGAAGAGAAAAUUUCAAGUCAGAAGGACAUGCAAGAUUGUUCUGAAUGCUCAGAAGACCAAUAUCCAAGCAAGAACAAAGAUUCAUGUCUUCCCAAGAAAAUAUCUUUCUUAUCCUAUGAAGAACAAAUGGGAAUAUGUCUAACCUUUCUGGCACUCCUUUUUUCUUUCUGCACAAUGGUGGUGCUGGCAACAUUUUUGAAGUAUCACCAUACUCCCAUUGUCAAGGCCAAUAACCGAAGUCUCACCUAUGUUCUACUCAUCUCCCUCCUCCUCUGCUUCCUUUGCUCAUUGCAGUUCCUUGUUGUACCUGGCAAUAUAAUAUGUCUCUUCCGACAAAUUAGUUUUGGAAUCAUCUUCUCAGUGGCUGUGUCUUCUGUGCUGGCAAAAACCAUUACUGUGGUUCUGGCUUUCAUGGCCACCAAGCCUGGAUCCAGGAUGAGGAAAUGGGUGGGAAGGGGCUUGGCCACCUCCAUUGUUCUUUCUUGUUCCCUGAUUCAAGCAGGCAUCUGUACAUUGUGGCUGAUCACAUUUCCCCCUUUCCCUGAUGUUGACACCCAUUCAGAAAUUGACGCAAUCAUACUGCAGUGCAAUGAAGGCUCAGCUAUCAUGUUCUACUGUGUUCUGGGGUACAUGGGCUUUCUGGCAACUGCCAGUUUCACAGUAGCUUUUUUCUCCAGGAAGCUCCCCAGCAGUUUCAAUGAGGCCAAAUGUCUCACAUUCAGCAUGCUGAUCUUCUGCAGUGUGUGGCUCUCCUUUGUUCCAUCCUACCUGAGCACCAAAGGCAAAUAUUUGGUGGCUGUGGAGGUUUUCUCCAUUUUGGCCUCUAGUGCUGGGUUGCUUGGCUGCAUAUAUUUCCCAAAAUGUUAUAUAAUCAUUGUUAGGCCAGAGCUAAACAAUAGAGAACAGCUCAUUAAAAGAAAAAAAUAG